Molecule: messenger RNA, 417 nt
Organism: Aspergillus affinis
Lineage: Eukaryota; Fungi; Ascomycota; Eurotiomycetes; Eurotiales; Aspergillaceae
Product: GFA family protein
Exons: 2
Coding region: 1-417 (138 amino acids)
Molecular function (GO): carbon-sulfur lyase activity
Source: RefSeq, a predicted model, not a curated record
AUGAGCACCAUCACCGGAAGUUGUUUAUGCAAUGCCUGUUCCUACGCCUACACCGGCUCGCCAGCCCUCAAAGCGCUAUGCCACUGCAUUUCCUGCCGCCGCAUAUCCGGCAGCAGCAACACCGUCAACUACGCCGUCCCAGAGCAGGCCUUCCGCCUAACGAAAGGCAACCCCAGAUCGUUCUCCAAAGACCAUGAAUACGGCAUGGUGUUGACGAUCUUCUUCUGUCCCGACUGUGGCACUACGCUGUGGAAAGAGGCCACGGCUAAGCAGUUGCAGGGACUGAAACUAGUUCAGGCGGGCACGUUGACCGAGCCUGCAUCGUUGGACGAAGGCGUCGAUGCGGAGUUUUAUACGUCCACUAGAGUGCCGUGGAUUCUUCCUUUGGGGGAGGUUGAGCAGCGGGGACAGUUUUAG